UGGAGUGGUGCCCUCACAAGCUGUGGCGGCGUGACGAGGGUAAAAAGGAGGGCGGCACAGUAAAGGCGAAGGAGAAAACGAGGUUUUGUAGACGGUCGACAAGAAACCACAUGCUUGUAUGGCGACCCAACAGACCAUUCGUGUCGUGCGCUGGCGGGAUGUGGGCUCCGAAGGCGUGAUGUCAUACAUGGCCCCAAAGAUGGCACAGAACCACCCGCUUCUUAUGUCCGGGCACUGGGCGCACCAGGUUCUCAACAAAGACGCGGCACAGCGAUGGAGCACCUUCACCGGAAUCAAAUCAGUCUUGGCAGCCCGGGGCCUGGACCAGCUGAGGGUGGAUAUUUCCUGCACCAAGAAAGGCGAUUCGUUUCGUGGAGACAAGGCCAGCCGGCAGCAAGUGAACCUGAAGCUCAUGGACAUGGUGGAGAUAGCCGAGGCCCAAGAGUUGGGACAACCGCACUGGGCAUCAUCGGACGAGGUUGGGUUGGACUACUACUUGUGCCAGUGUCCAGUUGUUUCGAGGGAGGAGGGGAAGCCGGAAGUGCUUAGCGCCAUCGCGGGCGAGUUCCGCACGCCUUCUUGUGUCUCGAAGGAAGACCUCCUCCAGAUCAACCUGUGGAUGGGGGCAAUGGAGACAACGACCAACCUGCACUACGACGCCAACCACAACCUUCUCUUCGUUCUCAAGGGGAGCAAGCGGGUCGCUCUGCUGCCGCCGGAUAUGACAGCCGGUGUUCACGCCAUGCCGGUGUUCUCCGAGUCCGCAAAUCACUCCGGGCUACAGCCAGCCGAAACGGCCGCAGUUGUCGACGGCGACGAGGCCGCGCGGAAGGGAGCCGUAUACGCCGAUGUGGCCGAAGGGGAGGCGAUCUUCAUUCCGGAGGGGUGGUGGCACCAGGUGUUUUCGUCUCGCGGCACUGUCGCCGUCAACGUCUGGUUCAAGGGUGCGCGACCGGCGCUGUGUGAAGGCCCCUCUAAACAUAUGAGGAAUUACUACCUGAGGUGCCUAAUCGAGUCUCUUCUUGCCGACCGGCUACGCGAGGCUACUGCUGGAGACGAAGAUAGAAGAGCAAUCAUGGCCGCGGCCGACAUCGAGGUGGCAACCGUGACGGGCGACCAUGCGCCAAAGCCCGCCGCUGACACAUCGGCUGCGGCGGCGGUAGAGCGUGAGUGGUCUCCCCUCCGCAGCCCAACCUCCACAGUCGAAGAGCGCAACUUGUACCUGAGAACCAUUGGGACGGACAGUAUGAAGGAGGUGAACGAUAUUGAGGGCAAAUUUAGCCACACAUGCGAAUUUGCGCUUGGAAGGAAUGCAUCUUGGUAGUGUUGCUUCGCGUGUUGACAUGGAAUAUCGAGCACGGCGGUCGUGCCUUACCGGAAAGGAGGUCAGAACGGGACAGAAAUUCCAACGAAGAUGACAAGAGAGAGGAAAGCCUCAACUGCAAGGGUGGCAAGGAAACAUUGGCAACGAACAGAGAACGGACGCGGCGGACCUAAACGCUGGUUGCAGUAUGGUAUUGUAAUACUGAGAAAUCUUCGGUUCUUGUGUCAUUGGGCAGAAGUUAGUGAUAGUUGUGGAGAAAACAAAGUCCAUCGGCGUCAACCGGCUCCCGCUUUUUCGUUUGUCGCUACGACCCUUGCCUCUGUAACAAUACAGUACCAUCAUUAUUCUCCGGCAGGUUGCGCUUGACUACCGGGACAAACCCGCUCGGUUCAAGCAAUCUGCAUCAUACCAUUUUCGUUUUGACAUUUCCCUUGCUAUAAAAGCGCCCGGGCUGACCGAGCCCGCGGCUGGGCGAUGUAGAUGGAGACACUUGACGCGCGUAGUAGACUUGGCGAAACAAGAUGCUGACCAUUUUACGUUUCUCCGGUGUUGUUUAUAACUUCCAACUCUUGUCUUGCCGGCCGUGUUUGCCGCUGCCUACACCUUCAUCUCGACACGGCACGAAAGGAGCUCCCUAGAGUAGCCCACGAGCGCCCGCAGGACUGGGCGCGGCUUGUUAGCGGCCUAGAUCCCCUCACCGCGUACGUGGUCACCACCCAGUGGGAGGCAGCAGGGGGUGCCGCUGGCAUGCCGGAAUUCUACGCUGCCAUUUUUGGGACUGGGGAGGAGAUGGCCGCGACAGGUGGCGGGGAGGAGGAUGGUCGAAAUCGGGCACAGGCGGCGACGGCGGCGGCAACAGUAGAGGCAACGGAGACGAGCGGGACCGUUCAGCUCGCUGGGAGUGAGGGGAUUGGCAGAGCGCAGCAGCCUGCUACUGGUGCUGCUUGUGAUGGCGUAAUUGUCGGUGCCGGUGGUGUGGGUGGGUUUGGUGUUGAUGGCGGUACCGCCGGUCAGGCUAGUUAUGGCAGCGGUUUGGCUAGUAGCGGCGAGGCAGCUGGCAGCGUAGCGUUAUUAGCGGGGCACGUGGGAGCGGGAGAAGCAGCAGCAGCGGCAGCAGCAGCGAUAGCGACGAUGAACACCGCGGUUUGGGGAGGAGACGGUGCCCGUUGUGAAGCUUCCCUGCAAGCACAACAGCAACAACUGCAAGCGAGUCAGCAGCAGCGGAAUGUUUCUCAACAAGAUGUAGAAGCUGGUGCUGCUGGUGUUGCGUCGCAAGAGGUUAGCGGUGUUGCUCUGCAGGAGCGGCUGGUGCAUUUGAGGGAGGCGUUCGCGAGGGAACAGUGUGGCGUCGUGUUGAACCGGGCGGUGGGGUGGUGAGAACAUUACCCGUAGACAAAUCUGCCAAUGGUUUGGAGAAAACCCCCUCGGAGAGCAGUUCGCCUUCAAUUUUCUGGAAACUACUCCGUUCACGAAGGAUAUGC
Messenger RNA from Ectocarpus siliculosus, 2805 nucleotides. Lineage: Eukaryota; Phaeophyceae; Ectocarpales; Ectocarpaceae. The record is from the annotation of a GenBank genome assembly.